Ananas comosus (pineapple) is the source of this 2678-nucleotide messenger RNA. Its product is annotated as fatty acid amide hydrolase-like. The record is from RefSeq and is a predicted model, not a curated record. Gene Ontology annotation, molecular function: catalytic activity. The transcript is spliced from 20 exons. The coding region runs from base 208 to 2040 and encodes 610 amino acids. NCBI's taxonomy places the organism in Eukaryota, Viridiplantae, Streptophyta, Magnoliopsida, Poales, Bromeliaceae.
CCCACUCCACUCCAAACUCUCUCUUUCUCACAAAUUCUUUUUUUAGCAUUUAUUGUUCUCAACCAUUAGCUUACUCCGCCCCUAACCCCUCUAUAUAAAUCCGCAGGUAAUGUAAUUUGAUGCAGUGUAAUAAUAAUUCCCAUUAAAGCCCACAUUUCCGAAUCCUCGCAACACUCAGAAUCAAAGAAACAAGAGGUGUUUCCUUUAAUGGGUAUCUUCAAAUCCGAGGGGAAGGUCUACAAACCGGUCGCGGAUGUCGAUCUCGGACCCGACAGCGACGAGUUCUACAUCCAUGCUAAUGUCAAAGCUCCGCGGGUCGCGGGGCUUCUGGUGAAGAUUUUCGUGUGGAUUCUGGAGUCGCGGAUCCUCGGACCGAUCGUGCGGUACAUACUGAAGAAAGAUAAUCUCAUUCACAAGCUCGUUUCAUUUGCUGAGAUUCAGGAGCCACCUCUUUUCACUUCAACUCAUCACUGGGAAGAUAUACCAGAACAAAAUGUUAAUCUCGUCAAGCCCGAUUUAACUCCCGCGGAACGAGUUCGACAGGCGGUGAGCUGCCUCCCUUCUGGACUCGAGUCGACCUUAACAAAUCCAUCUUCGAGCUUCAAGCGCUGGACGAUACAAGACUUCUCAAGUGCUUAUAGCUCAGGGGAGACGACUCCUCUCGCGGUUGCGAAGCGAUUUUUAGCUGCAGUAAAGGAGUCUUCAGGCCCUAAUCUUAAUAUGGCCUUCUUCAUUAACUACAAUGCUGAAGAAAUUCUCAGCCAGGCAGAAGAAUCGACUCUUCGGUAUCAGAAAGGCACCCCUAUUUCUAUCAUGGAUGGUAUACUGGUUGCUGUAAAAGAUGAGAUAGAUUGUAUGCCUUACCCUACUACUGGGGGGACUAAGUGGUUGCACAAGGUGAGGCCUUGCACUGAUGACGCGAUCUGUGUUAAGCAAUUGAGAUCAUGUGGUGCUAUACUUGUGGGGAAGACUAAUAUGCAUGAACUUGGAGCCGGGACCAGCGGGAUCAACCCUCACUACGGGGCCACAAGAAAUCCUUACAAUAUAAACAAGGUUUCUGGAGGCUCCUCAAGUGGAUCAGCUGCAGUAGUCUGUGCUGGAUUAUGCCCGGUAGCACUUGGAGUUGAUGGAGGAGGGUCGGUGCGUAUGCCAGCUGCUUUAUGCGGUGUUAUUGGUUUCAAGCCAACUUCUGGGCGCUUGUCUAAUUCUGGUGUUCUUCCACUGAAUUGGACUGUUGGAAUGCCGGGAAUAUUAGCAGCAACAGUUGAGGAUGCACUCAUCGCUUAUGCAGCCAUUUGUGGUCACCCUCCACUGAGCCAGCCUACAUAUUUACAGCCUGAAUUAAACCUCCCUCUCCUGACAUCUACAGAAUCUAUCGGUAACAUCAAACUUGCCAAAUAUGGGAAGUGGUUUAAUGAUAGUACAGACGACAUUAGAAACUGUUGUGACCAUGCUCUUGCAAUGUUAUGCAGGCAUUACGGGUGGAAGACCGUGAAUGUGACCGUACCUGAGAUAGAAGAGAUGCGCCUAGCACAUUAUGUGACAAUCGGUUCUGAAUGCACAGCAUCAUUGGCUCCACAUCUUGCGAAACUGAACUUCGCUGAAAGUGGGUGGGAUGCAAGAGUGGCACUUUGUGUGUACAGUGCAUUUAGCAGCAGAGAUUAUCUAAACGCUCAACGAAUAAGGAAUCGUCAGAUGUACUUUCAUAAGGAGAUAUUUAAAACGGCAGAUGUAAUCGUUACGCCAACCACUGGUGUAACUGCAUAUACAUUGCAAAGUGAUGCUCUAAGUAGCGGAGAACUCGAUUACAUUAAUGGCGCUGCACUUGUGAGGUUCUCCAUAGCAGGAAAUUUUCUAGGCUUGCCUGCGAUUACUAUAAUGGUUGGAUAUGACAAAGGGGGUUUGCCAAUUGGCCUACAGUUUAUAGGGAGACCGUGGUCCGAAGCAACCUUACUCCAUCUGGCACUUGCAAUGCAGGCUCUGUGCAUCAAAAGCUACAAGAAGCCGGAGGUGUUCUAUGAUCUUCUCAAGAAAGAUUAGUACAAGCCUGAUAGUACUGAAGGGCUUCUAGCUGACAAUCUCAGUUCUUACAAUUGUGGUAUAGUGUAAAGUGUGUUGCAACAAUAUAAAAAGAAAGUAUAUUUAUUGUAUUGGGAAUAGCCAUCAUCAGGCUGCUGUGAGCACCAUCAGGCAUCAAAAUUAGAAGCACCGUAGAGCAUGAGUUUAGCAACAGAAGAAUUUAGCGGGCUUCUGCAACAUAACCCCAGAAAAUUUGAGAAAAUGCGCCAAAAACUUUGUUGAUUUGGUAUUUGCACGCAUACCCCUGAAAACCUUGAUUGUUUGCACAUAUGAUCUGUCAUGGAUAUACAUGUAGAAACCGAGGGUAUCUAUGCAAAAAAAAUCUUGCAUAGAUUCCCCCGGCAGAGCAUGCAUGCAAAUAAGCAAUGUUUCAGGUUACACUUGCAAAUACCAACUUCGCAAGGAAAUUUGGUCAUUGUCCAUACUUUGCACGGCAUAUAUGCUGGAAACCCAACCAAUAUAGACAAUAGGAAUUUCACCGAAUUCAGCAGCCUGUACUGGUUCUCCACACAUGUUCUAUGAAAGAAAUCAUGUUUAGAUCAAUAUGUGUCUGUAUCUCCAAGUCAAGUAAAAGAACUUCUAUCUUCAUAUGAGAGAAA